GUACUGAUUAAGAUGAAUGGGAUUUGGAAAAAUUCUAUGUCCUGUCUAAGAAUUGGAAAGAUGCCACAAAGAUGCCAAAGUGGUUGUCACCCCAUGGCCCCUCUGGGAUCAAGAAUUUUAACUGACCCAGCCAAAGUUUUUGAGCACAACAUGUGGGAUCACAUGCAAUGGUCAAAAGAAGAAGAAGCAGCAGCUAGGAAAAAAGUAGAGGAAAACUCAGCCGUGCGAAUCCUUCUGGAAGAGCAAGUUAAGUAUGAGAGUGAAGCUAGGAAAUAUUGGGACACAUUUUAUAAGAUUCAUAAGAAUAAAUUUUUCAAGGAUCGUAAUUGGCUGUUGAGAGAAUUUCCUGAAAUUCUUCCAGUUGAUCAAAAAAACGAAGAGAAGGCAACAGAAUUAUCAUGGGAUCAUGCAAAAACUAACCCUGCAAAUUGUUUUUCAAGAAUGCACUGCCAUGCUAUGCCUGAAGAAAAAAGUCAUUGUAAGAAAAGUUCUGGCUUGUCAGAUAGUCAAAGCAAAGCAGGAUCCAAUUUUUCCAACCUAGACUCUGAAAAACACAGAAAAGGACCUCUGAAGACUGAGCUAUUUCCUGGUAGCAACGCCACUUUCAGAAUCCUAGAGGUUGGCUGUGGUGCUGGAAAUAGUGUUUUUCCAAUUCUGAACACUUUGCAGAAUGCUCCAGAGUCCUUUCUUUAUUGUUGUGAUUUUGCUUCUGGAGCUGUGGAGCUGGUAAAGUCGCACUCAUCCUACAGAGCAGCCCAGUGUUGUGCCUUUGUUCAUGAUGUUUGUGAUGAUGGCUCACCCUACCCUUUUCCAGAUGGGAUCCUAGAUGUCAUUCUUCUUGUCUUUGUGCUCUCCUCUAUUCAUCCUGACAGGAUGCAAGGUGUUGUAAACCGACUGUUCAAGUUACUGAAACCUGGGGGAAUGCUAUUAUUUCGGGACUAUGGAAGAUAUGACAAGACUCAGCUUCGUUUUAAAAGGGGGCAUUGUUUAUCCGAAAAUUUUUAUGUUCGAGGAGAUGGUACCAGAGCAUAUUUCUUUUCAGAAGGGGAAGUCCACAACAUGUUCUGCAAGGCUGGGUUAGACGAGAAGCAAAAUCUGGUUGAUCGUCGCUUACAAGUUAAUAGGAAAAAACAAGUGAUAAUGCAUCGAGUGUGGGUUCAAGGCAAAUUCCAAAAACCAUUACAGUUGACUCAGAAAAGCUCCAAAUUGGUAUUUUCACUUUUUUCUCAUAGCUGAACUAUUUGCCACGUUAAGGUACAAACCAGAGGACCACACUAUUCAAAGACUUCUGUAAGUCUUUCAUUUUUGAAAAGACAAUCAGAAGAAGAGAAUUUAUAAAUUCUGUUUUUUAUUAUAGGUGAACCCUUUUGUGUAUUUUAAGCAUAUGUAAAUGAUAUGGAAGAGUGCACCAUAUUCACUGUUUUCAAAACUUAAUAUGAUCAAGUUUGUUUUGGUUUAUUAUGUCUAACCAUUUUGUUUGUUCUUUGAGUUUUUUAAGCAUUCAAUUAAAUUACUGAUAUAAGUCAGAUGAUUCUGAGGAACCAUAAUCUGCCUGCCAUUUUUUGGAAGUGGAAAAAAUCAUCUACACUAUUCAUUUAUUAGUCAAAAACAAUUUAACUCUCCUCCAUUAUUAUCUGUUAGAGAAGCAUCUUGCCUUGUUUCUAGGGAAAAUCAUAAGCCCAAGAUGAAGGUGUGUUGUUUUUGUUUUAUUGUCUGUUUUCCAAAAAUUUUUUAUUUUAAUUCAGAAACUGGUGUUUGAAAUAGGAUUUUAGUUUCUCUUUCCUUUUCUAAAAUUGGGGAAGUAUGACCCAUGCUAACAUUAUUUUCAGACUAUUAGGUGUACAAGUUGUUGUAAGUUCUCUUUAAGACAACUGUUAUACCCAAGAAAAUUCUUAAAUUGUAGCAAUUAAAAAUUUAUUUACAACCUUGCCUCAAAAAGGAUAUAAGUUGGCUUGCAAAUAGUACGUUAUAAGAAUGGAGUUUCUAAGAUUGGUCUUUCAUUUGUUACACAACAUUUAUUGGGUACUUACAUUGGGCUGACUUAUAUGGAAUAAUAAAAUAAAUAAAGACCCAGCCCUGUC
Messenger RNA from Pteropus alecto (black flying fox), 2081 nucleotides. It is a transcript of the gene METTL8, whose product is annotated as methyltransferase like 8. Bases 13 to 1236 code for a protein of 407 amino acids. NCBI's taxonomy places the organism in Eukaryota, Metazoa, Chordata, Mammalia, Chiroptera, Pteropodidae. The transcript is spliced from 9 exons. The record is from RefSeq and is a predicted model, not a curated record. Gene Ontology annotation, molecular function: tRNA (cytidine-N3)-methyltransferase activity.